Molecule: messenger RNA, 1059 nt
Organism: Salvelinus sp. IW2-2015
Lineage: Eukaryota; Metazoa; Chordata; Actinopteri; Salmoniformes; Salmonidae
Source: RefSeq, a predicted model, not a curated record
CCUACUAACUCGUGUGCUGAUGGAAUAAGAAGUUCUCUCUACAAAGCACUCAAUGGAUACAUGCCUGACAUGGACCUUCUCCGCGUCUCAGAAACGUAUGCCAACUUUUCUCCACUUACUGCCCCUCUUGUGACAACAAUGGAAAUGUCAGCUGACYUGCCCCUGGUUGAGUCCGCCUUUGGGCCAGUGCAAGCUGGCAGUGUGCUGUCCUAUCAACUUCCACAGCCAAAGACCCGUGAAAUUGUGAAGAUUGCCGAUGCCCCUUCUCCACCAAUACUUCCAUUAGAUGGCUACAGGCUUCAGUCUUCCCAGUGUGCUUAUGUCCUUAACCAUCAGGAGCAGUUCCACAUCAAGGCAUUAGAGACAACCUACAAGAUGUCACACAAAGUCCAGGUUGCUACAAGGGAGCAGAGCAGCAGCCCAGAAUGGCAUCAGCUCAGGACUAUGAGAAUAACAUCCUCUCGUUUCCGAGAGGUUUGCCAUGUACUGGGAGAGACCUCAGCUGGCCGCCUAGCUGAGCGGAUGUUCAAGGGAUCUGGUAUGCAGACCAUGGAGAUGAAGAGGGGGCUAGCCAUGGAGCCAGUGGCUGUACAGGAGUACUGCACACUGAAGAAUGUUAACUUCUUUCCGUGUGGCUUCGUAGUGCACCCAGAUGCCUCGUGGUUAGGAUCCUCUCCAGAUGGCAUCAUAUUUGAUCGCAGUGUGAGACCACACUGUGGACUCUUAGAGGUCAUGUGCCCAAAUGUACCAAGUUAUGUUGACCGCCCUUACCUGAAGAUACAGAAUGGAGAGCUGAAGUUGAAGAGAUCUCAUGCUUACUACUGGCAGGUGCAAGGUCAAAUCCUUCUCACAGGUUGUAGCUGGUGUGACUUUGUCAUCUGUGCACAGGAGGACAUCCUGGGGGCAAUCUUUUCUGAACUGGACCUCCAGAAUGCCUACCACCUUGUUCGGGUACGCAAAGGAGACGAGUGGAAGACUGCUUUCAAUACAGCAAGUGGACACUAUGAGUGCCUGGUCAUGCCGUUUGGGCGCUCCUGCUGUCUUCCAGGCUCUGGUUAA